Molecule: messenger RNA, 2238 nt
Organism: Puccinia graminis f. sp. tritici CRL 75-36-700-3
Lineage: Eukaryota; Fungi; Basidiomycota; Pucciniomycetes; Pucciniales; Pucciniaceae
Exons: 8
Coding region: 1-2238 (745 amino acids)
Biological process (GO): actin cytoskeleton organization
Molecular function (GO): actin binding; small GTPase binding
Source: RefSeq, a predicted model, not a curated record
AUGAUGAUGAACCUCGACUCCCACUCAUCCAACUCAGUAGAACAGCCACCCUCAUCAGCAAAACUGAAGCUGUCGACGAUUGCUGCCAAACUGAUCACUGGCGUACACCAAGUACCCCCUGAGGUUGCCCGUUCACGCUGGAACUCCAACCCACUCCAGAAGAACACCAACAACAACAACAGCAACAGCAGCAGCAGCGACCGUCAGCCGAGUCCAGCAGGCUAUCAUCAUCAUCAUCAUCAUCAAAUCAACCUAGACCCUCCCAAGCCAUUCUCUGAUCACUCCCGCAGUGUCACUGCCUCUGUCUUCACUGCUGCCAGACAGGAGCGCGUUGCUCAGCGUAACCACCAUCAUCCUCACUCGCAAGCUGCCUCUAACCCUAGUAGGCCACUCUCAACCCACCAGAACCCAGCCAAUAACCCCAACCAGCAGAUCUACCACCACCGCUCUCAUACUCAGUUCGAUAUCAUCAACCCUCCCCAUCCACCCUUCUUCGAACCAAUCCUCUCUCCCGCCCGCUCCGCAAAGAGCUCGGCCCCCGCCAUCAUGAACCACGCUGAUGAGGACGAGGUUGAGGACCUUGCGCUGCUCCAGCUGAUCCAAAACUCAAACGGACUCGCAAAGGAGAACGAGCCUCCAUGUGAUCCUCGAACCAAGCUGUUUGAUCGUCCAAAGCUUGGAAAAAACAAGCUCCCAAACUCCACGGACUCUGUCCUCCUACCCACCUCCACCCCAGCCGGCCACUAUGUCCACCAGUACAGUCCCAAUCACUCUCCUCACCCUCAUGACCGACGUCGCACAUCAUCAUCCGGACCAUCCCCUUCCAAAACAUCUAGACCUUUGAAAGCCUUACUCGACCCUCAACCUUCCUCCUCCCAGGCUAGUCCUACCAAGUCCGUCAACCCCAUGCGCGAUUUAUACCUCUCUCAAACUGGCGACCAACAUGGAAAGAUCGAAAACGAGAAACAGAGAGUCGAUCGAGAAUUCGAAAAGCUUCUUGUGAGAUACGAUGCAGAUCACCGAUGCGGUCCGACUGAAGAUGAGUGGGCUAGACCAUCCAGUGAAAUCAGCGAUGCUCAAGUCAUCCACCUCCGCGAGUCUGAUGAAGCUGAUGAGUGGCCCGGAGGGGUGACGGGGCGGGCCGAACCGAUCGGCCUGGCGGAUGAUUCGUCCAAGCAGGAGGGCUCGGCCUGGUGGGCGAUGUACCUCAAGUCGCACAACUUCCGCGAACUCCAAGCCGCCGACCUCAAAAAGCUCCGCGUCGCACUCCGCACUAAACCCCCCGAUUGGUCUAGAGAGUUCAUCGGCUUCGGUGGCUAUAGCGCCCUCCUCAAGCGACUCAAAGAGCUCCUCGAGAUCGAAUGGAGGAAACAACAUGAUGACCAAGUCUUGUACGAGAUUCUGAGGUGUUUCAAAGCCUUGCUGUUAACAGAUCCAGGACGCAAGGCACUUGCAUCGCGUCUCCCGGACCCGUUUAUCCAGUUGACGGCACUCUUGUACUCGGAGAAGAAGCCAGGAGACCUGACGACGCGACAAGUACUAGUGGAGAUCAUCCAAGGCUGUUUCCAACUGGACGAGUAUCUCUCAUUACGACCAAUGGAUGGAGCCAAGCUAGACUGGGCCGCCCCGAUCGCACUCGAGCCAUCUCCCGGCCAUCCGCUACCUCUCCAACCAGACUCUCCCCCCGAAGGCCCUCAAGAACUGCUUCCCUCGGCCCACGAUCUGCUCCGUAAACUGAUCAUCGGCCCUCCCGAUCUCAAGAAAGCGAAUAUCGUCGAGUUCGUCGCCGUCACCCAUCGCGUUCGUCCCUUCAAGACUUUUGUCAACGAGUUCAUCGGCGUCCUCAUGGACUAUUUCUGGAUUUUCUGUCAUGCCGAGAACCAGUUUUGGGAUCUCAAAAGCAUCGACGAGGAGACGGUCGAGGCGCCCAAAGUGCCGAGUGGGAUGACCGGCGGAGUAGAGUACGAAGCAAUGUCAUACUGCACUUGCUUGAUGAAGCUCCUUAAUCAAAUCAUCAAGACCGCCGCGAGCUCCGAACAGUCCAAGCAGAUUUACCAAGACCUAUUCGAGAGCGGGUUCGAGCGCUGCUUAGUAACACUCCGGAAGAGCAGCGUCGAUUACUAUCCGAUGGUUCAUCUCGAACUCGCAAGGUUUAUUUCUCUUGGAAUCGCUAACCACUUCGAGUUCCCUUACAAUAUCCUCAAAUAUCUCAACGGCUAUACUGGCCAUCCACUUUGA